GAUAAGGGGUGGAGUCAAGUGAACGUUACGGGUGGAGUCGAGGCCAGGGCUCCGUCUGGCAGAGGGAAAGGGUGGGUGAUUAUCCUGAAAGAUAGGCCGGAAAGAGCAGAACCGCAGCAGGGACGAAGUCUACCCAACCAUGACCUCCACCGGCCAGGAUUCCACCACAACCAGACAGCGAAGGAGUAGGCACAGCCCUCAGGUGCCCCCACCCGAUUUCAGUGUCACCUCGAAGCGGAGCAUUAAAAAGGGUGCAGCACCCCACUCCAGCCCCAAUCUAGCGGAGGUGAAGAAGAAAGGCAAAAUGAAGAAGCUUGGCCAAGCAACUGAACAAGACCUAAUCCUGGGGCUUCGAGGGAUGGAUCUGAACCUUGAGGCCAAGCCACUGUCUGGCACUGGUUUGGUGUUGGAUGAACAGCUAAAUGAAUUCCACUGCCUCUGGGAUGACAGCUUCCCUGAAGGCCCUGAGCGGCUCCAUGCCAUCAAGGAGCAGCUGAUCCAGGAGGGCCUCCUAGAUCGCUGUGUGUCCUUCCAGGCCCGGUUUGCUGAAAAGGAAGAACUGAUGUUGGUUCACAGCCUAGAAUACAUUGAUCUGAUGGAGACAACCCAGUACAUGAAUGAGAGGGAGCUUCACUUGCUAGCAGACACCUAUGACUCAGUUUAUCUGCAUCCGAACUCAUAUACCUGUGCCUGCCUGGCCUCAGGUUCCGUCCUCAGGCUGGUAGAUGCAGUCCUUGGGGCUGAGAUCCGGAAUGGCAUGGCCAUUGUCAGGCCUCCUGGACACCAUGCACAGCAUAGUCUUAUGGAUGGGUACUGCAUGUUCAACCACGUGGCUUUGGCUGCCCGCUAUGCUCAACAGAAGCACGGCAUCCAGAGGGUCCUUAUUGUGGAUUGGGAUGUACACCAUGGUCAAGGAACACAGUUCAUCUUCAACCAGGACCCCAGUGUCCUCUACUUCUCCAUCCACCGCUAUGAGCAGGGUAGGUUCUGGCCCCACCUUAAGGCCUCUAACUGGUCUACCACAGGUUUUGGUGAAGGCCAAGGAUACACCAUUAAUGUGCCUUGGAACCAGGUUGGGAUGCGGGAUGCUGAUUACAUUGCUGCUUUCCUGCACAUCCUACUGCCGGUUGCCUUCGAGUUCCAGCCUCAGCUGGUCCUGGUGGCUGCUGGAUUUGAUGCCCUCCGAGGGGACCCCAAGGGUGAGAUGGCUGCCACUCCAGCAGGGUUCGCCCAAUUAACCCACCUGCUAAUGGGUCUGGCAGGAGGCAAGCUGAUCCUGUCCCUGGAGGGUGGCUACAAUCUCCGCUCUUUGGCUGAGGGUGUCAGUGCCUCACUCCACACCCUCCUAGGAGACCCUUGCCCCAUGCUGGAGUCCCCUGGUGCCCCCUGCCGGAGUGCCAAGGCUUCCCUCUCCUGUGUUCUGGAAGCCCUCCAGCCAUUCUGGGAAAUCCUUGUGAGAUCAGCUGAGCCCUUCGAGGAGGACAACAUACAGGAGGAUGACAUGGAGGGAAACGAGGAGGAAGGACCAUGGGAGUCCUCUGUGCUCCCAAUCCUGACAUGGCCGGUGUUGCAGGCCCGCACAGGGCUGAUCUACGACCAACGCAUGUUGAAUCACUGUAACUUAUGGGACAACCACCACCCUGAGGUGCCGCAGCGCAUCUUGCGUAUCAUGUGCCGCUUGGAGGAGCUGGGCUUUGCUGGGCGCUGCCUCACCCUGCCUGUGCGCCCUGCCACCAACGCUGAGCUGAUCACCUGCCACAGUGCUGAGUACGUGGGUCAUCUCCGAGCCACAGAGAAGAUGAAAACCCGGGAGCUAUACCGUGAGAGCUCCAACUUUGACUCCAUCUACAUUUGCCCCAGUACCUUUGCCUGUGCACAGCUGGCUGCUGGCGCUGCCUGCCGCCUGGUGGAGGCUGUGCUCUCAGGAGAGGUUUUGAAUGGUGUUGCUGUGGUGCGCCCCCCAGGGCACCACGCUGAGCAGGAUGCAGCUUGUGGUUUCUGCUUUUUCAACUCUGUGGCUGUGGCUGCUCGCCAUGCCCAGGCCAUCAGUGGACGUGCCCUGCGGAUCCUGAUUGUGGAUUGGGAUAUCCACCAUGGUAAUGGAACUCAGCACAUGUUUGAGGAUGACCCCAGCGUGCUAUACGUGUCCCUGCACCGCUAUGAUCAUGGCACCUUCUUCCCUAUGGGGAAUGAGGGUGCCAGCAGCCAGAUAGGCCGGGCUGAGGGUGCAGGCUUCACUGUCAAUGUGGCCUGGAAUGGGCCCCGCAUGGGUGACGCUGACUACCUGGCUGCCUGGCAUCGUCUGGUGCUUCCCAUUGCCUAUGAGUUUAACCCAGAGCUGGUGCUGGUCUCAGCUGGUUUUGAUGCUGCACUGGGAGACCCACUGGGGGGCUACCAGGUGUCACCUGAGGGUUAUGCCCACCUCACCCACCUGCUGAUGGGCCUUGCCAAUGGCCGCAUUAUCCUUAUCCUAGAGGGUGGCUAUAACCUGACAUCCAUCUCCGAGUCCAUGGCUGCCUGCACCCGCUCCCUCCUUGGAGACCCACCACCCCUGCUGGCCCUGUCACGGCCUCCACUAUCAGGGGCCCUGACCUCAAUCACUGAGACCAUCCAAGCCCAUCGCAGAUACUGGCGCAGCUUACAGGGCAUGAAGGUAGAAGACAAGGAGGGACUCUACAGUUCUAUGUCGGCUACCAAGAAGGCACCCCAACCAGCCAUUUCUGGGUCGGCUAAGGGGACGACCACACCAGAAGAGAAAGUUCCAGAAGUAGGCAUGGGGAAGGCCACUUCAGCAUUAUUUGCUGAAAAGUCUACCCCAGGCCAGACUAAGUCAGAGCCAGCUGUGGUAGUGCUCACUCAGGACCAGUCAUCGGAGGCAGCCAAGGGGAGUGCUGUGCUGGGCCAGACCAUGGCAGAGCAGGCUGUGGGGGGAGCUGGUCUGGACCAGACCACCUUGGAGGAGACUGUGGGAGGAGUCACACUGGGCCAGACCACCUCAGAGGAGGCUGUUGGGGGAGCCUCACUGGACCAGGCUACCUCAGAGGAGGCUGUAGGAGGAGCUUUACUAGACCAGACCACCUCAGAGGCAGCCAUGGAGAGAGCCACUCUGGACCAGACCACCUCAGGGGAGGCUGUAGGGGGUGCCCAACUCCAAACUCCUCUAGCCUCAUGCAGAGACAGCCAGACACCCCCAACCUCACCUGUGCAGGGAGCCACACCCCAGAUAUCCCCCAGUAAGCUGACUGGGAAUCUCAGGACCUUGGAACUAGGCCACGAAUCUCAGAAGGGUCGAGAAUCUCAGACCCCAGAACCGGAGAGCCUACUAGAAGGAGGUCAGAACAUGGAUGAUUUGAUGCUGACACAGGAAUCUGGGGACCUUGCUGACACCGAUCAGGCUGUGUUUUAUGCUGUGACACCACUGCCCUGGUGUCCCCAUUUGGUGGCAGUAUGCCCCAUACCUGCAGCAGGCCUGGAUGUGACUGAACCUUGUGAGGACUGUGGAUCUCUCCAAGAGAAUUGGGUGUGUCUGUCUUGCUAUCAGGUCUACUGUGGUCGUUACAUCAAUGGCCAUAUGCUUCAACACUACGGAGACUCUGGACACCCGCUGGUCCUCAGCUACGUUGACCUGUCUGUCUGGUGUUACGAUUGUCAGUCCUAUGUCCACCACCAGGCUCUCCUAGAUGUGAAGAAAAUCGCCCACCAGAACAAGUUUGGGGAGAACAUGCCACACCCACACUAAACCCCUGACCGCGCUCCCUCUUCUCCACCUCCUGAGGCCCAAGAUAGACCAGCCAUAGUUCAUUCCAACCUGUUCCUUGGAUGAGAGGCAGCCUCCCAUUCCAUCCCAUCCUGAAUAUCCUUUGCAACUCCCCAAGGGUGCUUAUUUAAGUGUAAAUACUUGUAAGAGGACUACAAUGAUCAGUUGGAUGAUCAAUUGUGGUUCUGCCCCUGCCCACUGCCUGCUCAAGGGAUACCACUACUCCUCUCCAGAAGGAAAGGAGGGCAGCUCAGUGACCCCAAAAGGGGCCUAAUAUCAUAAAGGUAACAUUGGAGGGAGGGGGAUAAACUGGCAGGUAUGGCAGGGUUGCAUAUGUAAUAAAGGACAAGCUGUUACAAAA
Otolemur garnettii (small-eared galago) is the source of this 4118-nucleotide messenger RNA. RefSeq names its product histone deacetylase 6 (gene HDAC6). Gene Ontology annotation, cellular component: histone deacetylase complex. Bases 140 to 3739 code for a protein of 1199 amino acids. NCBI's taxonomy places the organism in Eukaryota, Metazoa, Chordata, Mammalia, Primates, Galagidae. Gene Ontology annotation, biological process: chromatin organization. The record is from RefSeq and is a predicted model, not a curated record. The transcript is spliced from 29 exons. Gene Ontology annotation, molecular function: zinc ion binding; histone deacetylase activity.